AUGGCCGUUUCCUCGUCCGAUCCAAUUAUUAUCGUUGGUGCUGGUGCUUUUGGCCUUUCAGCUGCACUCCAUCUAUCUCAACGAGGCUACACCGAUGUCUCGGUAUUUGAAAAACAUCCUCGCAUUCCUUCCGGAGACUUGACUACUGUAGUCCAUCGUGCAGCACAAGAUGCAGGCGUGCAAUUCUUGCUGGGACAACACGUCGACGAAAUAGUCUAUGUGAGCACAUUGACAGGGAGGAAAAAUGCCGGUAUUCGCACAAGGGAUGGCCACUUCUACCCCUCGUCACUAGUCAUUAUCGAAACUGGGGCUGGGGACAACGAGGCGGCUGUAAGUGACCACUUGCGCGCACCCGACUCCUUGGCUACACCCCUUUCUUGGUAUGCCAAUAUCAACCUCGCCAAUCCUUUCGUCGACUAUGUGCCGCAGGAGUCUUCUGUUAUAUUGCUGUCCGGGGAACAGAGGCAAGGCUCUAAAAUGUUUUCGUUGGUGGGAUCCCUUGUGCUGGAUCUCCUUGGGGCAACUAGUGAUCAGCCAACUACAAUGGAUGCACAAUAUUUGUCGGAGAUUUUACCUCCAAAGCUUGCUAGGCUAUGA
Molecule: messenger RNA, 597 nt
Organism: Penicillium soppii
Lineage: Eukaryota; Fungi; Ascomycota; Eurotiomycetes; Eurotiales; Aspergillaceae
Exons: 2
Coding region: 1-597 (198 amino acids)
Molecular function (GO): sarcosine oxidase activity; flavin adenine dinucleotide binding; saccharopine oxidase activity
Source: RefSeq, a predicted model, not a curated record